Haemonchus placei is the source of this 291-nucleotide messenger RNA. The record is from the annotation of a GenBank genome assembly. Lineage: Eukaryota; Metazoa; Nematoda; Chromadorea; Rhabditida; Trichostrongylidae.
AUGGAUGACAUCAAUUAUUCGGAUCUGAAGGAUAACCUCAAAAAGGAGCGAAUUUGGCUACUUUACUUUCAUCGCAAUCAGUGGGUCCUCUUUCCAUGCCACUCCAUUCAUUCGAACUCCAUUUCGACUAGAAAUCCAGAUGUCAUUCUUGAAGAAAUCGUGGGAGGCAAUGCGAAUCGUAUGCUGUUCGAUGAACCAUCGUCGAACGACGCUAUUUCAAUAUGUCUCGUUUCAGAUGGAAUAAUGGAGAAGAUCGUUGAGGAUCUCGAGGUCAUAAAUCGUGGUAUAUGA